AUGAACCGUUGGCUUUCACCCAAUUCCCCUACCACAUCUUCUCUAGUCUCUUCAAGUUCAUCUACCAGUAGAAAUUCUACUUCUUCUUCUAAUCUUGAGUACCUCUAUGAGUUUGAGUAUCUUCCUGACGACAGUAAGGUUCCUCUUACUGAUCUUCCUUUCCUCAACCCAUAUAAUGCUUUUGUCCGUCCACAAACCUCUGUAAAAAAGACAGUCACCCAACUCUUCUCUACAAAGUGUCCAACCUCAGUAAAAGAAUCUGAACUUCUUAAGCUUCUCCCAGAAAAAUGGGUUACAGCUUUUGAGAAUAACCAACACCAGCCCAUACCUGUCCAAUCUUCAAACCCACUUUUUGAAACCAAACCCGUUGGCACGGUAGAAAUUUCUUUCCCAAGAGAAGCGUCUGCCUCACCUGCAACCCAUCCAGUCAUCUUUCCCUCAAGGAUUGACAUGUUUGUUGAUGGUUCUAAACCAGAACCUCCAAUUAAAUAUUUUCAAUCUAGUGGUCUUCCAGUCUUCUAUUUCAAGCACCCAGAAACAGGUCAUUGUUACUUUGAUGCCUGUAACUGUGAUGAAUGUUCCGAAGAAAGUUUUCUAGAUGACGAUGAUGAGUCUGACAAUCCUUGUCCCAUUUGUCCUCAGUCACCCCAGUCAACUCCUAUACCUUGUAAAUCUCCACCUUCUCCAAAGUUACCAUCCAAAAAUGACCCUUCAGCUCAACCCAGUGGUUGUUUCAUGUUCACCCCAUCCCCAUCUUUCACUGAUGCAGAUUUUCCUCCAUUGGAAUAUCAUAACCCUCAAGAAAGAACCACUCACCGUCAUAAGAUUCUUGAUUCAACUACCAUUCACCCUGAUGCACCGGUUACCUCCACUUCUUCUAGACCAACAGAUCCACCAUCUAACCCAAAUUCCAAAGCACCUCAAUUAAUGGUCCAGCCGGUUGUUAGUCCUUCUAACAAUCCAAUCUCCACCUUGCUACAUACCUUAGCCACCAUGCCUGAAACCCCAUCUCCCGAACCAACCAUCGAAUCUGAUUCAGAUAUUGAAUCUACUGAUUCUAUACCGACUCCUCAUGUUUUCAUGAUGAACCCUGAAAACCCAGAAGAGGAUGUUGAGGACCCUCCUAUCAUUGAAGAGGAUCCUGACUAUGCUUUCUCCAAAUGCUACACUAAGUAA
Messenger RNA from Rhododendron vialii, 1176 nucleotides. RefSeq lists its product as uncharacterized. The coding region runs from base 1 to 1176 and encodes 391 amino acids. The record is from RefSeq and is a predicted model, not a curated record. Lineage: Eukaryota; Viridiplantae; Streptophyta; Magnoliopsida; Ericales; Ericaceae. The transcript is spliced from 4 exons.